Messenger RNA from Aureobasidium pullulans EXF-150, 3356 nucleotides. Its product is annotated as kinesin-domain-containing protein. NCBI's taxonomy places the organism in Eukaryota, Fungi, Ascomycota, Dothideomycetes, Dothideales, Saccotheciaceae. The record is from RefSeq and is a predicted model, not a curated record. Gene Ontology annotation, molecular function: microtubule binding; microtubule motor activity; ATP binding. The transcript has 3 exons. Bases 1 to 2871 code for a protein of 956 amino acids. Gene Ontology annotation, biological process: microtubule-based movement; mitotic spindle organization.
AUGUUCAAGAGGCACCGAGAAAGAGAAGACCCAUAUUCUUGCUUGUCACUCUGUGCAGCUAUCGUUGUCGAUAGGAAAAACGAGCAUCCUCUCAAGCAGCGCGUAUUAUUUGUACACAACGGCGGUUGCUUCGUCGCUCGUUUCCGGCCGCAAAACAAAGUCGAACUCGCCAGCGGAGGUACCCCGAUAGUCCAAUUCGAAAGCCCCGACACUUGCAAUGUCCAGUCAAGAGAUGGCGGCGGCGGCGCCUUCACCUUCGACCGCGUCUUCGACAUGGCCUGCCGUCAGUCCGACGUCUUCGACUUCUCCAUCCGUCCCACCGUCGACGAUAUCCUGAAUGGUUACAACGGAACCGUCUUUGCCUACGGUCAGACGGGUGCCGGAAAGUCGUACACCAUGAUGGGCUCAGACAUCGGCAGCCCCGACCACAAGGGUGUCAUUCCGCGCAUCACUGAGCAGAUCUUCGCAUCCAUCAUGGCCAGCGAGAGCAACAUCGAGUACACGGUGCGUGUCAGCUACAUGGAAAUCUACAUGGAACGCAUUCGCGAUUUGCUCGUUCCUCAAAACGACAACCUGCCAAUCCACGAAGAGAAGAAUCGCGGUGUCUACGUCAAGGGUCUUAUGGAAGUCUACGUCAGCAGCGUCGACGAGGUCUACCAAAUCCUGGAGCGCGGUGGCAUGUCUCGCGCUGUCGCUGCUACAAACAUGAACCAGGAGUCCUCCCGUUCCCACUCCAUCUUCGUCAUUACCGUCGGUCAGAAGAACGUCGAGACUGGAAGCGUCAAGUCGGGUCAGCUCUUCUUGGUCGAUUUGGCUGGUUCGGAAAAGGUUGGAAAGACAGGAGCCAGUGGCCAGACUUUGGAGGAAGCGAAGAAGAUCAACAAGUCGCUCAGUGCUCUCGGAAUGGUCAUCAACGCCCUGACAGACGGCAAAUCCUCUCACGUCCCCUACCGCGACUCGAAACUCACCCGUAUCCUACAAGAAUCUCUUGGUGGUAACUCGCGCACCACCCUCAUUAUCAACUGCUCGCCCUCGAGUUACAACGACUCUGAAACCGUCUCCACCCUCCGUUUCGGUAUGCGAGCCAAGUCGAUCAAGAACAAGGCCAAGGUCAAUCAAGAACUCUCCCCUGCCGAACUCAAAGCUCUCCUCCGCAAAGCUCAGUCUCAAGUCUCAAGUUUCGAAACCUACAUCUCCAACCUCGAAUCAGAAGUCGGCACCUGGCGCAAGGGCCAAGCUGUCCCGAAAGAGCAAUGGACUCCCACUCUCAAAGAUGGUCCGGUCAGAUCUGCGCCUCGUCCUGCCACCCCAUCGCUUCUCGGCGAUCAACGAAAGGGUGCCGAAACCCCCACUUCGACAAGGCCCGACUCAAGAAUGGAUUUGGAACGCGCUGGUACACCAACGACUGCUAUGGAUAAAGACGAGAGAGAAGAAUUCUUACGACGUGAGAAUGAGUUGCAAGAUCAGCUUGCUGAGAAAGAGUCUGUUAUUGCCACAACUGAGAAGGCACUACAAGAUACACGACAAGAGCUUCGCGAUUUGAGAGAAACACACGGCCGUGUGAACAAGGAUAACGAGAAGCUCGCUGGCGAUGUCGAAGGCUUGAAGAUGCAGGUCGAGCGCAUCACUUUCGAGACCAAAGAGGAGUCCAUUAUGAUGGACAGUCUCAAGGAAGCCAACAACGACCUCUCUAACGAACUUGAUGAGCUACGAAAGGAGUUACUCGAGGCGAAGAUGAAUGCACGUGAGACAUCGGCCGUUAUUGACGAGAAGGAGAAGCUGAAGAAGGAACGCAUGGCUCAGAUGAUGGCUGGCUUCGAUCUUGGAGAUGAGGUCUUCUCAGAGAAUGAGCGCAGCGUGCAAGAAGCCAUCAAGCAACUGGAUGCCCUUCUUGAGUCUACCUCCAAGGGCGAGGCACCUGGGCUGGAAUCUCUGUCGAAGUUGAGAGAAAGAUUGGUUGAGACACAAGGUGCCAUUCGCCAGGUCGACCACUCCAGCCAGGGAGGCGCUCUCGAGCACAAGCUCUUGGCCGUACAAAAACAGUACGAGGAGCUCCUGCAAACAAAUCUUUCAGAGGCCGACGUCGAGGAUGUCAAGCGUCGUCUGCAAGAGUCACUUGCAUCGCAUACCGAUGGCCAGACAGGAUCAUCGGACCUCAACGCUGCCCUGGCUCGUCAGCAAGAAGAGAACCUCCGUAUGCGCAGCGAGGUUGAAGCUUUGAGGCGUCAAACAGUCAAUGGAGCAAAUGGCGCCAAGUCGUUGCACCAACAACUGGCAGAUUUCGAUGCCAUGAAGAAGUCUUUGAUGCGCGAUCUGCAAAACCGUUGCGAGCGUGUCGUUGAGCUUGAGAUCUCGCUCGACUCGACAAGGGAACAGUACAACAGCGUCUUGCGCUCAGCAAAUAGCAAGCAGCAACAGAAGAAGCUGGCCUUCCUUGAGCGCAACUUGGAGCAACUCACCCAGGUCCAAAGGCAGCUGGUCGAGCAGAACGCCCAACUCAAGAAGGAGGUCGCUAUUGCUGAUCGCAAGCUGGCGGCACGAGGAGAACGCAUCCACGGUCUCGAGCAAUUGCUUGGUGAGAGCCAGGAGAAGCUUAUGCAGGCCAACCAUCGCUUCGAAGCCCAGCUCACUGCAGUAAAAGAACGCCUCGAGGCCGCCAAAGUCAGCGCCGCCACUCGCAACGGCAACAUUAACGUCGCAGGAGGUGCAGCCCCCAAUGGCUUCGGAAGCCAACUCGGCAGCCGUAUCGCAAAACCGCUCCGUGGUGGUGGAGGCGAAGGUCCCAUGGUCCCGACACUCGCCGGCCUCCAACAACAGCAACAGCAAGAAGGCCCAAAACGCAGCAGUUGGUUCUUCAACCAGAGAACCUGAGGUCUGGCGAAUUAACUCUGGCGGUCUUGUUCUUACUGCUCGCAUUUGGGUUGUUGGUUUGGUGAGACUGCGGGUUUGCAGUCUUUCUCUCCCAUUGGGUGAAUGAUCAGAAAGUGCAUUUAGAGGGCGUUUUCUCCAUGGAGUUCUUUCAUACAAGGGCGGUUGUUAUUGUUUUCACUGCCUUUUCCCCUUCUUGCAUAUCGGUGCUGCCAUUCCAUUUGAGCGCCGUAAUCCCUCAAUCUUUAUGAAACACAAACAAACAAAUUCCCGAUCUUGUUCUCACACUGUUCUCCUUUUUAACCUUUUGAUGUUAUAUAUUGGUGACAAUCUUUGGCCCAUCGCCGUGCUUGUUGGAAGAGAACAUUAACUUCCCGUGUAGGCAAAGAGAAACAGCAUUCGACUCUAGCAAUUGACAACCAAUUAUUCUACUAGCUCGGCCGAUGUCAGGCCCUGGUUUUGGAAGUUGAACGGUUACACCCUGUUUG